This is a messenger RNA of Alternaria burnsii, 612 nucleotides long. RefSeq lists its product as uncharacterized. Lineage: Eukaryota; Fungi; Ascomycota; Dothideomycetes; Pleosporales; Pleosporaceae. The record is from RefSeq and is a predicted model, not a curated record. Gene Ontology annotation, molecular function: zinc ion binding; ubiquitin protein ligase activity; cullin family protein binding. Gene Ontology annotation, biological process: anaphase-promoting complex-dependent catabolic process. The transcript has a single exon. Bases 1 to 612 code for a protein of 203 amino acids. Gene Ontology annotation, cellular component: anaphase-promoting complex.
AUGCCCGACGAUACUGCAACCGGCCUGAGUCUGAGCAUGUUUUUUUAUGAAAGUGUAGAUGACCUCCAGGAAGAUUAUUACGUCGUGCACGGUAAAGAAUGCGACAUUUGCGGUUGCGACGAGGAGGCCGAUCCGUCGAAUAUUGUCAACCAAUCGUCCUCUAUUUCUUCUAGGGCCAUAGUCCAGACCAAGACAUGUCUAUCGCCUCAUGUCUUCCACAAACUCUGCCUAUAUGUUUGGCUGCACACAAAGCUUCACAAAGAUGAAGACGCAACCUGCCCCAUGUGUCGUACUAAGUUUAUCUUGAGUGCACAAUCCAAAGAGUUGUAUACAUACCUAGAGUUAUUACAAUCUCUCGUUGAAAGAUAUAACACCGUGAUCGAGGAGUCGUUACUCCAAAUGGAUCGAAUCGCGGAUAAGAUCAAGCAAGCAAAGCAGGAAGAAGACGACUCGACUGACGACAUAAGGAAACUCGAACUGUCGAAUAUACGAAGGGCCCUUACCACCGCGCAGCGUACAGCUACAACUACCAACGAUCUGGCACAGCAAGACCUAGCACAAUUUUCAGGUGCUAUGAGACGGAUAGCGGCAAUCAUCGCAAUGAGCGAUUAG